CACCACCUCCCCUUCAAGCCUGCAUCCAUACUCAUACUACCACCUGAUCGUAUUGGUUAUUAUCUUUCAUCCAUGUAUUAACUUCCUCAUAAAUACUCGUCCAGCUCAGUCCAACUUGGCUCCAUCGAACAAACCACCAUGGCUUCACCUGCUCAUCUCGCCUUGCUCAAAGCCGAGUAUGCUUACACUCCCCAAACCGAUGAUGAGAUCGCCUUGGAAGAAGAGAUGCUCUACUAUCUAUUGGACGAUUCUGAUCCAGACUGGUUCAAAGUCAAACUCAAAGCAUCUCCUACUUCCGCCGAUCCCCCUCAAUCUGGUCUGGUACCAGCUAACUACGUCGUACCAGCUCAACCACUUCGUUUGGUUACCGCCCUCUACGCUUAUGAAGCUCAGACUGAGGACGAACUGAUAAUACAGGAAGAUGAAUCAUUACAAUUAUAUGAAGAAGACGGAGACUGGUCGCUGGUUGGCCGGCAUUUGGAAGAGAGCGGCAGGGGCGUUGGUUAUGUGCCGACCGCUUAUAUCGAAGCUGUCGAAAAUAAUGAGGACAUCGAUCAGUCAGAGGGACCUGCUUCCGAGAUUAUCCCAACCCCUGCCAGUCACUCCGGUAUCUCGAAUCCAGAAAGUAAUGGGGCCGCUGGAAUGAACACCUGGUCGGUCACGGAUAUAGACCAUAAAAAAAAGAAGAGAAAAGGAACUCUGGUAAUCGACUCGAGCUCCUUGAUUUUUGCUAGUGAAUCUGACAAAUCGGGCAUCCAAAAAUAUGAUAUGUCGAGUGUGUCUAUCACCAAGACGGAAAAGGGAAAACAUCUGAUGUUGCAAUGUGGCUCUGAGGAACGCCACUUCCAAGUUUCAGAGAAAGAUUUGGAUGAAAUUGUACUCAAGAUCCAACGUUUCCAGCAACAACCUUCGGCAUCUCCACCCAAGCCAAAAUCUAACACCGGUCUCCCAACUCUUCUAUCACCCGCCGUACGCCCCCCUUCUGCCAUGGCUAACCCCGACAAACCUUCAGGAGUGAAUGGUCGCAAAGUGUCCUUUGCCGCUCCUCUGGGAAAACCUGCGACGGCUUUGUACGAUUUCGAGGCUCAGGGCGAUGAUGAAUUGACGGUGGAGGAGGGAGACCGAUUGUAUGUUCUGGAUGACACCUCAGACGAUGACUGGUGGAAAUGCGCCAUGCAGUCCGAUGGGAAGGAAGGUGUUGUCCCGGCUAGCUACAUUGAAUUAGACCAGGGCCAACCCUCAGGAAAUCAGGAAGCUGCAGAAGCCGCCAUGACAGCAGCCGCUGCCGUCACUGCCAAGAAUUGGAGGAUUCAAGAGGAAGAAGACGCUCGAUUAGCUCAGCAACUUGCAAACGAGGAUAGCUCGGAAGCACAAUUGGAAAAUGCUAGAGCUGCUGAUCGCAAGUUGAUCAUCGCCCGGGAAGCCGAACAGCGCAAGAAUGCCGAGGCUGAACUCGCCGCUCGCCGAAAAAAAGAAUCGGAAUCCAGAAGACGCGAAGCGGAGCGUGCAAUGACCAAUCCAGGAUUCUCAAAUGGACCUUCGCCUCCAAAGUUGACUGCACGGCCAGAUUCUGCACAAGGGAUGAGCUAUCAAGAUGACAAUGGCUCGACUCCCGCUCCACCUCGAAGACCUGAUUCUGCUCCGCGGGAAGGUAGAUCUAAACCUCAAGGUUUGGUUCGUACCUGGCGCGAUAGAACUGGUCAAUUCAAAGUGGAAGCUGAAUUUCGAGGAUUGCAGAAUGGGAAAAUCAGACUUCAUAAACUCAACGGUGUCACGAUCGAAGUUCCUCUGGCCAAGAUGUCAUCUGAGGAUGUGAUUUGGUUAGAAGGUGCUACAGGGAGAACUCUCAGGAACCAAGAUGCCGACGAUAUUCCUCUUGCAACUCUAGCUCUCAGCCCCAACCGCCCUGUUGCUCGAUCUGCUCCCUCAGAGCCUCCAAAAAGGCCCAGUGGUCCUGCCAAGCCGCCAAUCGAUUGGUUUGAAUUCUUCCUGAACGCUGGAUGUGAUUUGGAUGACUGCACCCGCUAUUCGACGAACUUUGAAAGAGAUCGAAUUGACGAAAAUUUACUACCAGAUUUGGAACCAGGUACAAUGCGAAAUUUGGGUCUGCGAGAAGGUGAUGUACUUCGUGUUCGGAAAUAUAUCAAGCAGAAGUAUGGCAGCUCCGAAGGGAAUGACGCUGUCACCGCCCAAAUCCAGAAAGAUGAAGAACUUGCUAGAAAACUGCAACAACAGGAUGUCGCCCCUGCCCCCAACAUAUUCACCAACGGUCCCAAUGGGUCACUCAAGAACACCCGGAGGGGGCGCCCUACUCCGAAUCGAUCCGGCUCCUCUGCGGUCGACAUCGACUCGAUCACGAAUGCCAAAGACAAAUUGGUUGAUGCUCCACAGGCUGGAACAUCUUCGACAUCUGCCGAUUCCUCGCUGAUAUCGAUUACACCGUCCAGCACUGCGAGUGGCUUUGAUGAUGAUGCUUGGCAAGUCAGGCCGAACUCGACGACACCUGCCGCACCGGCACCUGUUGCCAAUCCUCCUGCUAGAUCUGCUUCGAUCAAUGCAACACCGGCUACAUCAUCGGCAGACUUGAAGCCGACAUCAGAACCAUCAAAACCUUCAUUGAACGACGAAAUCUUUGAGAAGAUCAUGAAUCAUGCCAAGCAGAGUGAAGCUGCAGCGAGCCAGUCGGCCCCUGUAUCGGCUCCUAUGCCGCCCGUUGCUCCCCAACCCACUGGCUUUAAUCCUAACGGCCCCCGUGGGCCGUUGGCACCUGUUGCUUCCAAUGCACCACUCUUAAAUCCUCUCGUGCCACUCAAUUCGGGUAUGUCUGGUUUUGUCCCGACGCGUCCAAACACUCUCCAAGCACAGCCCACAGGCUUCAACCCCACAAACUCACAAAUGAACUCAUCAAGCGGGUUCACUCCCAACCCAAUGACCAUGCAACCCACCGGCAUGGGUCUCGGUAUGGGCAAUCAAGCUGGAAUCCAGAUGAUCCAGUCUCAGCCCACUGGGAUGAUGCAACCUCCGGCCUUCGGGAUGAUGCAAUCGCAGCCCACAGGCAUGAUGCAGUCCCAGCCGACAGGAAUGAUGCAAUCCCAACCGACAGGGAUGAUGCAGUCCCAUAUGACAGGGAUGGCACCCCAGCCGACUGGAAUGAACCAAAUGGGAAACAUGCAGCCGCAAAUGACUGGCUUCAAUCCAGCCUUCUCGUCUGGCUUAACUCCACCUGUGCCCAGCAUUCCAAGUAUAUAUGCCGGCUCCUCCCAGCCGCCGGCUAAAAGCUUCAAUCCUAGCGAUAUCUUCGGCCAGAUGAAGACUGGACAGUUUGCUCAAAAUGCGAAUGCGGGGCCCCAGGAUCCGAACAAAUACAACGCAUUACGAGCACAGCCAACGGGUUUCGGAUCCACUGGUGGGACAUUCACGCAACAAUUCAUGCCCAAUAAUGUCCAGAUGCAACAACAGCAACAACAAUCACAAGCGGGGAUGAUGCAGCCGUUGACGGCACAACCCACCGGGUUCGCUCCUGGCGGCUAUCUCAUCAAUCAACAGACUGGAAUCCCGCCCCAGAAUCAGUUCCCUAGUCAAAAUCCAAAUCAACAAUGGAGAGGCUUUUGAUCUUACAACCCCGUCUUUUUCCAUUUCUGCAUCUUAGUUUGGGUUUCUCUCUCUUCCUUUAGCCACCCAGUGCGUGUGUUAACAAUUUGCUUACUUUGGUUUGUAUUGGGCAAUGAUUUGUAUGCACACACAUAACAUUACAUGGCAGCUUGUUUUUUUUGAAAAUUCCAUAUAUCUCUACUUCUCUCACCUUGCAAAUCUUUUGGUCUUCUUUCCUUGCCAUGCAGAGCCUCUUUUUGUCCUAUCUAACCUUGAUUAUUUGAUUUAUGUUUCUCUUCUACUUCAACUUUCUAUCACCCCCUUUUGUUAAAAAAAGAUGAAAAGUUUCAACUUGAAUAAUUGUCAAUUAUUGAAGUAGAAUGAUUCUUGUAAUGAUUUGGCAAAAAAAGAGGAAAACAGUGACUUAUUUAUUUUAGUUGAUUUAGGCCACUAUUGUCUCUUGAUUUUCCAUCAAUGUAAAUAUCCCAAUGUAACAAUCCAAUCACUCAUGCUCUUUCCUUGGGGGUGGUCUGGGUUUC
Molecule: messenger RNA, 4130 nt
Organism: Puccinia graminis f. sp. tritici CRL 75-36-700-3
Lineage: Eukaryota; Fungi; Basidiomycota; Pucciniomycetes; Pucciniales; Pucciniaceae
Exons: 9
Coding region: 139-3612 (1157 amino acids)
Biological process (GO): actin cortical patch assembly; regulation of actin filament polymerization
Cellular component (GO): nucleus
Molecular function (GO): ubiquitin binding; cytoskeletal protein binding; protein-macromolecule adaptor activity
Source: RefSeq, a predicted model, not a curated record